This is a messenger RNA of Penicillium paradoxum, 1638 nucleotides long. Its product is annotated as putative GABA permease (Uga4). The record is from RefSeq and is a predicted model, not a curated record. Gene Ontology annotation, molecular function: transmembrane transporter activity. The transcript is spliced from 6 exons. Bases 1 to 1638 code for a protein of 545 amino acids. Gene Ontology annotation, biological process: transmembrane transport. Lineage: Eukaryota; Fungi; Ascomycota; Eurotiomycetes; Eurotiales; Aspergillaceae. Gene Ontology annotation, cellular component: membrane.
AUGGACACAAAAUCUGCUGAGCCUGCGCCUGUCGCGUCAGUCGCGACCGAGGCGAGUGGAGAUCCCGGCGAUGUUAAGCUAUUAGCCCGGAUGGGUUAUAAGCAGGAACUUCGUCGCCAGUACUCCACUUUGCAGGUCUUUGCGAUCGCGUUCAGCAUCAUGGGCCUGGUGCCCUCGAUCGCAUCAACAAUCGCGUUUUCUCUUCCCGCGGGCCCGGUCGGCAUGGUUUGGGGGUGGUUCACAGCGAGUAUAUUUAUAUUCUUGGUUGGGUUGGCAAUGGCCGAUCUCGCCUCCGCCAUGCCGACUGCGGGGGGUCUAUAUUGGUGGACACAUUACUUUGCUGGAAAUAAAUGGAAGAGGCCAUUGAGUUUCUUGAUCGGAUACAGCAACACAUUGGGAUUGAUUGGAGGGAUGUGCUCGGUAGAUUAUACCCUCGCGCUCAUGAUUCUUUCCUGCGUCUCGAUGUCCCGAGAUGAUGAAUGGACCGCCUCACGAGGUGUCAUCUAUGCCGUUUACGUUGGUCUCAUCCUCCUGCACGGGCUGUGUGGCUCCUUAGGGGGACGCCUCAUGCCGAAAAUCCAAACGUUUUGCAUCUAUAUAAACAUUGCGCUCGUUAUUGCGACGGUGAUUGCGCUUCCAGUUGGAAAGGUGACCCGAGGUGGAUCACUGAACUCAGGCCAUUUCGUCUACGGACAUACCGACAAUAAGACCACAUGGCCAGCCGGAUGGGCAUUUAUGCUGGCAUGGCUCGCUCCGAUCUGGUCAAUUGGCUCCUUCGACUCUUGCGUCCAUAUGAGCGAAGAAGCUAUGCAUGCGGGCAAGGCUGUUCCUCUUGGAAUUAUCUGGUCGGCAGGCUCUGCAUUUGUGCUCGGCUUCUUGGUGUUGUCCGUCAUUGCUGCAACUAUGAACCCUGAUGUAAGCGCGACCAUCAGCACCAAGCUCGGUCAGCCGAUGGCUCAGAUCUAUUACGAUGCUUUGGGUAGAGAAGGUGCUUUGGCCUUCAUGGCUGUACUUUGUCUCAUUCAAUUCCUCAUCGGUCUCAGCUUGAUUGUUGCGGCCUCGCGUCAAGCAUGGGCCUUCUCUCGCGAUGGCGCGCUGCCGUUUUCCACAUUCUUCCGUCACGUCAGCAAACGCAUCCAGUACCAGCCAGUGCGUAUGGUCUGUGGCAUAGCAGGUGUUUCAAUCUUGUUAGGCCUGUUGUGUCUGAUCAACUCGGCCGCCGCCAAUGCCCUAUUUUCGCUCUUUGUCGCAAGCAACUAUCUAUCAUGGGGGACCCCGAUUUUCUGUCGCCUCGUCUGGGGCCAGAAGCUAUUUACGCCGGGCGAAUUUUAUACUGGCCGUUUCAGCAAGCCCAUUGCCUGGGUUUCCGUUGUAUAUCUUCUCUUUGGUGUUAUUCUGUCGAUGUUCCCAACUGAGGGCCCCAACCCAACCCCACUAAACAUGAAUUACACUAUCGUCAUCAACGGCUUCGUCUGGUUCGGCUGUAUGGCUUAUUAUUUCCUUUUUGCCAGACGCUGGUAUACUGGGCCCCAGGUAACUGUUGAUGGGACUAGUUCAUUCCGUUCGAACAACACUAUUGUCGCCCAAGGCGUCCAGGAAACUCACACUGAUAGACCGCUUGGUUCUAAGGUGGAGUGA